AUGCCUCUCGGCUUCGAACGCCUCAAUGAGCGCAAGCAGCGCCCGAAUCCCCUCAUCAACUUCAUCAAGCCCAAAGAGGGACCCGAUCAAGCAACCGCCGAAGAGUUCCUAUCAAGAAUCGCCGCACAAUGCUAUCCCGUCAUGAAGAAGCACCACAUCAGCGUAAUGGCGCUAGAAGAAUACGAGCCGAACCCGGAGUUUCUCGGACGCAACUUCAACGCCGGCGAGGUCAUACAACUGGUGCUAAAGGACAGGCAAGGAAGAUGGCUGUCAAUGAAAUUUGUACAAAUGGUCAUGAUGCACGAGCUGGCGCAUUGCAAGCAGAUGAAUCAUAGUCGCUUCUUCUGGAAUGUACGCAACGAAUACGCAAAGCAGAUGGAGGAUUUGUGGAAAGAUAAAUACACUGGGGAAGGCAUCUGGGGACGUGGGAGAGGGCUGCAGAACGGCGCAUUCGUCUCUGCAGCUCCGCCUGACAACAGUCAGAUCCCGGAGCAUCUAUGCGGUGGUUCCUAUCGGCGGCGAGGACGCAAGAGGAAGCGGGGCGGGCAAGGUGGAGACCAGCCGGAGAAGCUGACAUAUGCCGAGCGCCAGCAACGACGCAUUGCCCGCAAAUUUGGCAAGCAUGGCGAUGGAGAGUCCCUUGGCGAGGACGACCUAGUGCGAGGCGCGUUAGAAAGCUCGGGUGGUGGAAAGAGAGGUCAUGGCAAACCGAGGGUGGCGAACAGCAAACGUGGCCGAGAAUUGAGAGCUGCUGCUGCGUUGGCGCGAUUCGAGCAGACAAAGAGCAACCCACCGGAGAGGAUACCUGAGCUAGAAGAUGAUUUGGACAGUGAGACAGAGUCUGAGUGGGAAGACGACGCUUUGAGCGCUGGCAAGAACUCGGCCGUCAUCAGCGAUGGGCAAGGACGUGACUUGAUCAAAGUCUGCGGUGAUGGAGAAGAUGACGAGGAAGGCGCGAAUAAAGAGAUGGACGAGCUUCGCAUGCUCAGUACGGCACGAAAGGGCAAAGCCAUCCCUUGGAAACCCGCGCCAAAGCCAGCAAGAGGCGAAGAGGGCCACGAGGAUUCAGAGACCGAGAGCGAGACAGAUGAGCCAUCAACUUCGAGACACUCGGUCAAACCGGCCAAAGCCUCUGCGAAUAGCCAACAGAUCGUAAUUGACGACGAUACUGCCAGCGAGGCUGAGGACAACCAAUCGAAGGAGCAGCCAAAGAAUUCAGCAAUGCAGCCAUCGCAAGCCAUUGCCAAUGACGAUGGAAAUGUAAAUGACGAUCUGCCGUCUUUGCAAAAGGAACUGCUUCGCGAGUUGGAUACCAGUAAUGCUGUAUCUCAAACAAGCGAAGCACCUUCCGGGCCAACGCCGACCCUUGCGACAGGAUCAGACCAAGCACCUUCGUCCUCUAUCUGCCCGAUCUGCUCACUCGAGAACGAUCAACAGUGUCUGAGUUGCAUAGCCUGCUCAAACGUCUUACGGCCGAAGCUGGUGCCGAAUUGCUGGCGCUGUAAGAGGGAGACAUGUAAGGAGAGCAAGUACGUCAAUGCUGGCGAUGCUGGAAGGUGCGGGCUUUGUGGUGCUCAGAAGCCCAAGCAAACAACGACGAUGGCUGAGGGCACGAAUGGACGUCCAAUGGGAAUUACUCGAGCUGAGGUAUUGAGAUGGGACUAA
This is a messenger RNA of Lecanosticta acicola, 1665 nucleotides long. Lineage: Eukaryota; Fungi; Ascomycota; Dothideomycetes; Mycosphaerellales; Mycosphaerellaceae. The record is from the annotation of a GenBank genome assembly.